Molecule: messenger RNA, 2041 nt
Organism: Spirodela intermedia
Lineage: Eukaryota; Viridiplantae; Streptophyta; Magnoliopsida; Alismatales; Araceae
Source: the annotation of a GenBank genome assembly
AUGUACCAAAAUAUUUUUGGGGUGAGGGAGUUCUUAUGGGUGCCCACUUUAUAAAUUGAUUACCAACUAAAUUAUUGAAUCUUAAAAGUCUAGUUGAGAUGUUAUCUUUCUUCUAUCCUCAUAUCCCAUUAAAAAUGAACCUUAUACUAAGAAUAUUAGGGUGUACAACAUUUGUUCAUCUCCAUGAACAACAUAGAGAAGAAUUAGAUCCUAGAGCUCGAAAAUAUAUUUUUGUAGGAUUCUCAAACACAAAAAAGAUAAUGCUGUUAUUAUCCUCCAAUUUUUUUUUGUCUCAAGGGAUAUUACCUUCAAUGAGAAGGAAACAUGUUAUGUAUAGCACAUGAAAUCACCAUGAGAAGAUUCAAACUUUACAUGAUCUAUAAUUAAAUUUUUUACUUCCUACUGUGAAUUUAUUAUCAUACCCCACCAUUGUUCCUAUUGAACCACCUAUUCUUGAAUCUAUUCCUAACAAAGAACUCGAAAGAGGAAGAUUUGGCCUAGUAUAUUCUAGAAAAAAGGGGAAUGCUCUAGAAUCUACACAUUUUCAAGAGUCCUCCUAGGAUGAGUCAAAUGAGAUAUUUCACAUCAGCACCUUACCUAUUGAUGAGGACUUACCUAUCACCCUUUGAAAGGGGGUAAGAGAAUGUACUAAAAAAUUGUUAUAUCCUUUGGCUCUUUUUUUAUCAUAUGACAGAUUAUCACCUUCACACAAAACUUUUGUAUCUAACCUAAAUUGUACCUUAAUCAUAAAAAAUACUUUUGAGGCCUUAACCCAUGAGAAGUGGAGACAAGUUAUGACUGAGGAGAUUGAGCAUUUAAAAAAAAUGAUACUUGGGAACUUAUGUGUUUAUCAAUAGUAAAGAAAGUUGUUGGCUGCAAAUGGGUAUAUACAAUUAAAUAUCAUGUGAAUGGAUCCAUAAAUACAAAACCUUGUUGGUUGUUAAAAGAUAUACACAAACUUAUGGAGUUGAUUACCUUGAAACUUUUACACAAGUAAUAAAAAUGAAUACUGUCAGGAUACUUUUGUCAUUACCAAUACUUUUGAUUAUGAUCUUCAGCAAUUUGAUGUUAAAAAUACAUUUUUAUGUGGAGACUUAGAAGAGGAAAUCUAUAUGCUAAUAUUGUGUGUAGAUUGAAAAAAGUAUUAUGUGGACUGAAACAGUCUCCUCAGGCUUGGUUUGGUAGAUUUAUGAAGGUUAUGCUCAAGAUGAGAUAUAAACAAAGUUAAGAGGACCACAUUUUUUUAUCAAACAUUCAUUUUCAGGGAGAGUCACGAUCUUAAUAGUAUAUGUUGAUGGUAUAUUAGUGAUUGGAAAUGAUGACACAGAAAAGAAACUUCUCAGUCAAUGUUUAUCCAAAGAGUUUGAAAUAAAAACCCUAGAAAGAUUAAAAUACUUCCUAGGUAUUGAAAUUGCUUACUCCAAGAAUGUUAUCUUUGUCUCAACAAAAAUAUGUAAUAGAUUUGCUACAAGAUAUUGGAAAAACAACCUGCAAACCAGUUAACUCUCUAGUUAAUCUUAAUCUCAAGCUAAGUGCAACUACCGAGGAAGACAUUGUUGUGGAUAAAAGGAUGUAUCAACAAUUGGUAGGUAAAAUGAUCUACCUAUAUCAUACAUAACCAGACAUAAUGUAUGAAGUUAGUGUCAUUAACCAAUUCAUGCACAGUCUGAAACAAAUGCAUUUGUAGGCAACCUGUCAUGUUCUACACUAUUUAGAAGGAACUCGAAAAAACAAGAAUUUAUUCAAAAAACAUGAUCAUUUAACACUUGAAGUAUAUAAAGAUGCAGAUUAUGCUGGAUUUAUUGUAGAUCGAUGGUCAACAGCUGGAUAUUGUACAUUCCUUGAAGGUAAUCUUAUUAUUUGGAAGAGCAAGAAAAAAAAUGUUAUAGCUCAAUCAAGUGUAGAAGCUGAGUUUCGUGUUAUGACACAAGAUAUUUGUGAGAUUUUAUGGGUCAAUAUCAUCUUGAAGGAUUUGAAGAUCAAGAUACAAUGUCCAAUGAAGAUUUAUUGUGAUAAUAAAUCGAUGAUUAGUAUUACUUAG